AUGUUUGCCCAGCAAAAAGUGACGCUUCCAAAAGGAAGACAUAAAAUAAUCAUUCUAGAUGAAGCUGAUAGUAUGACAGAUGGUGCCCAGCAGGCUCUUCGGCGUACCAUGGAAAUCCAUUCCAAGACUACAAGAUUUGCUCUGGCUUGUAAUGCUUCAGACAAAAUCAUUGAACCAAUUCAGUCUCGGUGUGCUGUUCUGCGCUAUUCUCGACUGACAGAUGCUCAAGUUCUUGCUCGACUUCUUGAAAUUUGUAAAAAGGAAACUGUCAGCUACACAAAUGAUGGCUUGGAGGCUAUCAUCUUCACUGCCCAAGGUGAUAUGCGUCAGGCUUUAAAUAAUCUGCAGUCUACAUUUCAAGGAUUUGGACAUGUUAGCAGUGAAAAUGUUUUCAAGGUAUGUGACGAGCCACACCCAUUACUCAUCAAGGACAUGUUGCAGCACUGUGUAAACGGAAAUAUUGAUCAAGCUUACAAAGUUAUCUCCCAUCUCUGGAAUAUGGGUUAUGCCUCUGAAGAUAUUAUUAAAAUUACCUUCCGUGUCUGUAAAACACAUACUAUGGCCGAGUACCUCAAACUAGAAUUUAUAAAGGAAAUUGGCUACACCCAUAUGCGAAUUGCCCAAGGUGUUACCACGCUCCUUCAGAUGUCAGCUUUGUUGGCACGAUUGUGUAAACUCUCGUCUGAUCCAAACAAAAUUAAAAAAUAA
This is a messenger RNA of Acanthosepion pharaonis, 708 nucleotides long. NCBI's taxonomy places the organism in Eukaryota, Metazoa, Mollusca, Cephalopoda, Sepiida, Sepiidae. The record is from the annotation of a GenBank genome assembly.